Messenger RNA from Didymosphaeria variabile, 1095 nucleotides. RefSeq names its product H(+)-transporting V0 sector ATPase subunit d (gene VMA6). The transcript has 3 exons. Gene Ontology annotation, cellular component: fungal-type vacuole membrane; proton-transporting V-type ATPase, V0 domain; vacuolar proton-transporting V-type ATPase complex. Gene Ontology annotation, molecular function: proton-transporting ATPase activity, rotational mechanism. Gene Ontology annotation, biological process: vacuolar transport; vacuolar acidification; proton transmembrane transport. The record is from RefSeq and is a predicted model, not a curated record. NCBI's taxonomy places the organism in Eukaryota, Fungi, Ascomycota, Dothideomycetes, Pleosporales, Didymosphaeriaceae. The coding region runs from base 1 to 1095 and encodes 364 amino acids.
AUGGAGGGCCUUUUUUACAACGUCAAGUACGGCUACAUCGAAGGCAUCGUGCGCGGCUACCGCAAUGCCCUGCUCACUAGCCAGAGCUACAGCAACCUUACCCAGUGCGAGACCAUCGAUGAUGUGAAGCUGCAGUUGUCGCCCGCAUAUGGCGACUUCCUCUCAUCGCUCCCUCCAAACCCCUCUACCUCUGCGCUCGCCAGUAAGACGACCGAUAAGCUCGUCGCUGAGUUCCGUUAUGUCCAGGCCAACGCCACUGGCUCGCUCGCCAAAUUCAUGGAGUACUUGACGUACGGAUACAUGAUCGACAAUGUUGCGCUGCUCAUUACCGGUACCCUGCACGAGCGAGAUACCCGGGAACUGCUCGAGCGAUGUCAUCCUCUUGGCUGGUUCGAGACCAUGCCCGUGCUUUGUGUCGCGACAAACAUUGAGGAGCUCUACAACUCCGUGCUGAUCGAGACCCCGCUCGCGCCUUACUUCAAAGGUUCGCUUAGCCACCAGGACCUUGACGAGCUCAACAUUGAGAUCAUCCGCAACACACUGUACAAGAACUACCUCGAAGACUUCUACAACUGGGUCAACUCAACGGAUGAGAUUGCUGGAACGCCAACAGCUGAGGUCAUGUCCGAGGUUCUAGAAUUCGAGGCUGAUCGGAGGAGCAUCAACAUCACCCUCAACUCAUUCGGCACCGAGCUAUCGAAGGCAGAUCGGAGGAAAUUGUACCCGAACUUUGGUAGGCUUCACCCUGAAGGCACGCUGUUACUUUCAAAGGCCGAUGACGUCGAGGGGGUACGCAUUGCCGUCGAGGGGGUGUUCGAAUACAAGACCUUCUUCGAGCAGACGGGUCUCAACGGUGGCGGAGGUGUUGGUAACAUGGCAGGCGGCGUUGGCGGCGAGUCGCGCAGCCUGGAGGAUCUGUUCUAUCAAAAGGAGAUGGAGAUUUCCAAGUUGGCAUUUACCCGACAAUUUACACACUCCAUCGUAUACGCCUGGGUCAAGCUGCGAGAACAGGAGAUCCGCAACAUCACCUGGAUAGCCGAGUGCAUUGCUCAGAACCAGAAAGAGCGGAUCGGAAACUAUAUAAGUGUAUUCUAG